UCCAAACAGAAGCCCAAAACAAAGAAAGAAAAUCAAUUAAGUAAAAGAAGGCGGGAGGCAAAAAGUUGUCGGAUCGAUGGUUCCACUGUCUUGUCCCCUUCAUUUUCCGAUGCUGCUCGGAACCCAUCUCCGUGCGUUUCAGGCCAUGGCGGCAUCCGGGCGGUGCUUAUCUUCUGCAGAUCUGGCUUCUUCCUUUGACCAGCUCAUGCUCGUAUCGCUAUUUCCGUUCACCCCCAUGGAUAUGACCCUUGAUACCAUGAAUGACAAAAGAAAAAAUACUCAACUUUGUUAUCUCAGGUUGUAUCUGACCAAACCGAGCUGUCCGCUUUUGCCCAUGACAGGUUGUAUCUCAGAUGUCUAUGACAAAAAAUGAGGAAAAAACCACUAAGACAUUGUUUGAAGCGGCAAAGAACAACAACGUGAAGCCUUUCUGACAGCUUUGAAUAAUCGCUGAAAUAUCGAUUUGAGUUAUAACUGGGAAGGCAUGUGCAGGACACCAUUUAUGGUGGCAUGUAUGUAUGGCAGUAUUGAUGUGAUCAGAUUACUCCUUGACACGAACAAGAUCUUUGUGGACUUUAGAAGUUCAAAUGGAAAGCCGUCGCUGGAAUUUGCUAAGAAAAGCAAUAUUCCAGAUGAUCUUAGCAACAGAAUUUUGUUAGCCGGGCGUCAUUGGAUUAUAUAUAAUUUUAAAAUCACUCCUUGCCCUUAUCGUUUAUGCUUGGAAAGGCGUUUGUCUUGUCCAUACAUACACAAAAAUGAGGCAGCAAGAAGGAAUCCUGCCUCUGUCCAUUACUUCCCAACAUUAUGUAAGAAUUUCACCAAGGGACAUUGUAGGGAAGCUUUAACUGCAGGUUUGCACACGGACGGACAGAAAUAAGUUAUCACCCUAAUGUUUUGAGAACGCAGAGGUGCUUUCAUGGAGAAAGAUGUAAUCGGUUUGAUACUUGCCGUCAUGCCCAUUAUGGGGAAGAAGAGUUACUGAGAUACCGAGCAGCUGCAGUUCCUGCAGAAUCACCUCAGCCUCAGCAGAAUGCUUGGUUUCCCAUGCAACGACCAGCGCAGCCACAAGACAGCACAGAUGUUCCUGCUAGAGUUCCUUCACAACAAGAAACUCAGCUGCAAGACAACGAUACAGUUCCCAUUGGAGUUCCCAUGCAACUAUCCCAGCCACCAGAAAACGCUGGAGUUCCUCCACUACAAGAGGCUCAUCUGCAAGACAACGAUGCAGUUCCCGCUGGAAUGUCCCAAGAGAGCUUUGGAAUUCCCGUUCAACCUCUGCCGGAAAUUGUACCCGUGGCCCUACCGUCAUUUAGCCCGGAAGAUCUGGCUUCUUCUUUUGACCAGCUCAUGCUCGUCUCACUAUUUCCCUUCACCCCCAUGGAUCUUACCUUUGAUACCAUGAAUGACAAAAGAAAAAAGACUCAACUUUGUUAUCUCAGGUUGUAUCUGAACAAACCAAGCUGUCCGCUUUUGCUCAUGACGUCUUUCCAUCUCCACCAUCUGAAAGAUGUCUAUGACAAAAAAUGAGGAAAAAAACACGAAAACAUUGUUGGAAGCGGCAAAGAACUACAACGUGAAACCUUUUCUGUCUGCUUUAAAUAGUUGCUGGAAUAUCGAUCUGAGUUAUGAACGGGAAGGCGUGCGCAGCACACCAUUUAUGGUGGUUUGUAUGUAUGGCAGUAUUAAUGUGAUCAUAUUACUCCUUGACACGAACAAGGUCUUCGUGGACUUUAGAAGUUCAAAUGGAAAGACGUCGCUUGUAUUUGCUAGGGAAAACAAUAUUCCAGAUGAUCUUAUCAACAGAAUUUUGUUAACCGGGCGUCAUUGGAUUAUAUAUAAUUUUAAAAUCACUGCCUGUCCUUAUCAUUUACGCUUAGAAAGCCGUUUGUCUUGUCCAUACGUACACAAAAAUGAGGCAGCAAGAAGGAAUCCUGCCUCUGUCCAUUACUCCCCAACAUUAUGUAAGAAUUUCACCAUGGGAUAUUGUAGGGAAGCUUUGAACUGCAGGCUUGCACACGGACGGACAGAAAUAAAUUAUCACCCUAAUGUUUUCAGAACGCAGAGGUGCUUUCGUGGAGAAAGAUGUAAUCAGAUUGAUACUUGCCGUCAUGCCCAUUAUGGGGAAGAAGAGUUACUGAGAUACCGAGCAGCUGCAGUUCCUGCAAAAUCACCUCAGCCUCAGGAGAAUGCUUGGUUUCCCAUGCAACGACCAGCGCAGACACAAGACAACACAGCUUUUCUGGCUAGAGGUCCUCCACAACAAGAACCUCAGCUGCAAGGCAACGAUACAGUUCCCACUGGAGUUCCCAUGCAACUACCCCAGCCACCAGAAAACGCUGGAGUUCCGCCUCUACAAGAGGCUCAGCUGCAAGACCACGAUGCAGUUCCGCUGGAAUACCCCAAGGGAGCUUUGGAAUUCCCGUUCAACCUCUACCGGAAAUUGUACCCGUGGCCCUUCCGUCAUUUUGCCCGGAUGAUCUGGAAACAGUGCUCCAGCAGUGGAACAAGUGCCAUGAGCAGCUCUAUGAGGAAUGGUGGCAAUCAGUUGAUGAUCACCGGCGUCAUCCAUAAGCCUUUCUUCACACUUGUGUUUCUUUUAAGCACAUUUUUGUCUUUUUCUUUGCCUUUCUUCACACUUCUUUCUUUUAAGCACAUUUUUGUCUUUUUCUUUUUUUAUGUUUUCUCGUUUUAAUGUUUUGUUGCACAGAUCUAGUUUUCUUGGCAAUACGGAUUUUGAUACCUGCUAAAUAAUCACAACCACUUUUCCUGGUAUGCUUUCGGAUGACUGUGUUGUCACUUUUCUGCUUGCUGAUGAAUUUCAUCCCAAAAAUUGAACUGAGCUAUGUGGAUUCAGUUGAAAAUGUGUAUGCACUAAACUAGGUAGCUCGUUUCAAGUGAUAAGUUCUGAUUUUUCUAUUUGAAUGGUUCCUGCGGGAUACAUAGAAUAAAUUUUGGUACACUGCAUAUUCAUGUUUUGCAAUUCACAUGUUUUAGUUUUUAUUUGUAGCUCUAAUGUGAAUUUGGAAAGGGAUAACUGUCUUGACACUUUUCUGCUUGAUGAUAAAUUUCAUAGCGAAAAUCGAAUUGAUUUGAAAAUGUGUAUGCACUAAACUAGACAGCUCAUUUCAAGUGAUAUUAAGUUCUGGUUUUUCUACUUGAAUGGUUCCUGUGGGAUACAUCACUACAUAUUCAUGUUUUGAAAUUCACAUGUUUUAGUUUUUGUUUGCAGCGAAUUUGGAAAGGACGUCUUGACACUUUUUCUGCUUGCUGAUGAAUUUCAUCCCGAAAAGUGAAUUAAUUUGAAAAUGUGUAUGCACGAAACUAGCUCUGAUGCGAAUUUGGAAAGGGAUGACUGUCUUGACACUUUUUCUGCUUGCUGAUGAAUUGAACUGAUCUAUGUGGAUUGAGUUGAAAAUGUGUAUGCACGAAACUAGGUAGCUACUCAUUUCAAGUGCUCUGAUGGGAAUUUGGAAGGGAGUUUGGAAAGGGACGACUGUCUUGACACUUUUUCUGCUUGCUGAUGAAUCAUCCCGAAAAUUGAAUUUCAUUAUUUGGAAAAUGGAUGUCUACAACAAAAAAUAAUGAACAGAACAUUAGGAUAUUGUUGGAAGCGGCAAAGAGCAACCAUGUGAAACCUUUCCCGAUCGCUUUGAAACGUGACAUUAAUAUCGAUGAGAGUUACGAUUGGGAAGGCGUGCACAGGACACCAUUCAUGGUGGUUUGUAUGUAUGGUGGCGAAAAUGUGAUCAGAUUACUGCUUGACACAAAUAAGGUCUUUGUGGUUUUUAAAAGUUCAGAUGGUAAGACUCCGCUGGAAUUUGCAAGGGAAAGCAGAAUUCCAGAUGAUCUUAUCAAGUUGUGUGGGCGUCAUUGGAAGAUAUACAAUUUUAAGAUCAAGUCUUGUCCAAAUCGAUCAUGCUUAAAAGGCCGUUCGUCAUGUCCAUACCUUCAUAUAAAUGAGCCAGCAAGAAGGGAUCCUGCUUUUGUCCAUUACUCCCCAAGUUUGUGUAAGAACUUCACCAAAGGUCACUGCAGGGAAGCUUUGAAGUGCACGCUCGCACACGGGUGGAUGGAAAGGAACUAUCACCCUGAUGUUUUCAGAAUGCAGAGGUGCUUUCGUGGAGAAAGAUGCAACAGAAUUGAUACUUGUCCGCAUGCCCACUAUGUGGAAGAAAAGCUACCGAGAUACCGACCAGCUGCAGUUCUUACAAAACCACCUCAGACCCAACAGAGCCCUUGGCUUCCCAUACAAUGACCAACGGAGCCACAAGACAACACGGCAGUUCCUCCACAACAACAAACUCAGCUGCAAGACAACGAAUAACCUCAGCCACUAGACAACGCUGCAGUUCCUCCACCACAAGAAGCUCAGCUGCAAGACAUCGAUGCAGUUCCCACAGUGCAACCUCAGCCGCUAGAAAAUGCUGGAGUUUCCGCGCAACAAUUUCAAUCGCGGGAGAAUGUUGCUGUUCCCAUAUAACAACCUCAGCUGCCAGAAAAUGCUGGAGUUUCCGCGCAACAACUUCAGUCGCUGGAGAAUGUUGCUGUUCCCAUACAACAGCCUCUGGGCCAAGAGAGCGUUGAAAUUCCCAUACAGUGAGUGACCUCUGCCAGAAAUUGCACCUGUGGCCCUUCCGUCAUUUAGCCCGGACGAUCUGGAAACAGUGCUACAACACUGGGAAAGUUGCCAUCAGGAGCUCUAUGAGGAAUUGUGGCAAUCAUGUUGAUCGUCACCGCCGUCAUCUAUAAGCCUUUCUUCACUCUUCUCUUUCUUUUAAGCACAUUUUUGUCUUUUUCUUCUUCUUUAUGUUUUCUCGUUUUAAUGUUAUCUUGCUGGUCUAGGUUGCUUGGCUAUGCUGAUUUUGGUACGUGCUAAAUAAUCUCAGCCACUUUUCCUGGCAAUGGAUCGAGACAACAAAUUUAUCUAACAAAUUAUGCAAUCAAGCCAGCGAACUUUAAACUCUUGAUAAAACUCUUAAUAUAGCGCUUUUACAUGUAAUUUAAACAUUCCAACUCUUCCACUUUACUUUAAACAUUUCAUUGUGUUCUUUGUUCAAAAUUUUAACAUUGCUUCUUUCCUUUGCAUUGGUAGA
Molecule: messenger RNA, 5093 nt
Organism: Capsicum annuum
Lineage: Eukaryota; Viridiplantae; Streptophyta; Magnoliopsida; Solanales; Solanaceae
Exons: 8
Coding region: 1508-2692 (394 amino acids)
Molecular function (GO): metal ion binding
Source: RefSeq, a predicted model, not a curated record